CUCUCCCGACGACGCGAGGGGGCCGGCCAUCUAAACGGCGGCCGCAGAGCUGUGCGCUUCCGCCUAGUCGUGCUCUUUCUCUCUCCUCCCGUGCGUGUGAGUAUCCGCCCGGGCCGCCUGCGCGGUUACCACAACAAAGCCGCGGGGAGGGAGACGGCGGCUGGCGCUUGCCGGGGGCUGCCGGCCAGGCCCGGCCCGGCGCGGCCCGGCGGCGGUGCGGCCUCCGAUGCUCCAUUUCGGGGCUUCGCUGGUUCCUCCUCCUCCUCACGGAAGGUGUCCGGAGAGCGGGUGACACUUCCUGAUUCAGCAUGGACCGGUUUGAAGAUCUAUCAGAUGAAGUGGAUCAUGCUUUCUUUGACAGCGAUUUUGAGGAAGAGAAAAAGAAAGCUGAAGAAAAUGGUGAAUGCAUAGAGAAGGAAAGCAUGAUGACAGCUCUUACAGACCCCAGCUUGGUUUCUAUUUCAAAGGAUACAAAGUGUAAUGAGGAGGAAAGUGAAGAAAAGCAGAAAGAUUUUCAGAAGGAUCAGUCCCUAGAAAAUAGCACAGGUUGUCUUGAAGAUGCUUCAUUUUUGUCACUUUCUCUAGUUGCAGAGAACGCAGGUGCAUCUGGAAUGACAUCUGCAUCAAGUAGUGGAAUACUAGAGAAUGUUCCUGCUGGAAUCCCCAAGAUAGUUAAAGAAGGUGAAGAAGAUUAUUAUACAGAUGAAGAAGAUAGUAGUGAUGAUGACAAAAACCAGAAGGUUAGACCAAAGUCAGCUAAGCAGUCAAACAACAUAAAAAAGGCUAGCAAAAAAUAUACUAAUAUCAGCUUCUCCUCCUCUUCCUCCUCUUCCUCCUCCUCCUCAUCUUCCUCUUCCUCAUCCUCAAGCUCAGAUUCAGAUGGUUCUGAUACAGAUUCUGAUAGCUGUUUAUCAGAUUCAUCUCAUUCUUCCUCAAAGAGGAAUGCUUGUAGAAAUGCUCUUCUGUCUCCAAAACAAAAAUCAGAGUCAGCAAUGAAAUUACUAGAAGAAAAACCAAAGCUCGUUGACUACUUGGAGGAGUCUGAAGACACAGUGACUGAUGUAACACCUCUGUCCACUCCAGACAUCAGUCCCAUCCAGUCUUUUGAACUUGCAGCAUCAAAUGAUAAGAAACUUAAAGUAAAAAGACAGGAAAAUGUGAACCAAGAAUUACAUGAUUCCGAGUUUGAUCGCAGAUGUAGUCAGAAAGUCUUGCAUGAUGCCAUGGACCUGAAUCAGCUUUUGAAAGCUUUCCUACAGUUGGAGAAAAAAGAUCAGAAACUAAACAUCAAUCACCCAUCUAAAGGAAGAAGGAGAAAUUAUUCUUUCACAAGUGAAGAAGUAAAAAAGAUUGAUCGGGAAAACCAAAGGUUGCUAAAAGAACUGUCCAGACAGUCUGCAAAGCCAAGAAGAAGUACCCCAUUGAAGAAGCCAUCUCUACCACCUCCUAAAUUGUACCACAGUGCCCUCAACAGGCAAAAGGAGCAGCAAAGAAUUGAAAGAGAGAACCUGAUCUUUGAUACUAAGGCACUCCUGAAAAGACUGGAAGCGGUGAAACCAACACCUGGUAUGAGGCGUAAUGAACAACUGCUGGACUAUCAGCGCCAGAUGAGUUACAUAGGUUCUUCACCUUCUAUAAGAAGAGGAAAAUCUGCUUUCAGCCAUCUUAGUCCUUUAAGAGCAUCCUAUUCAAGAGCAUCCGCUGUACCAAGUACAAUGAGCCAGAGGAAUGAAAAACCCACACCUGAUUCAGCCAGCGGGGCAUUACAGAGACCUAAACCCACUACUGUUCGUGCUGCUUGGUUAUAAAUGCAUUCUUUGCCUCACAUUCUGAGAUGAUCCUCAGCCUUUUACUUUUUAGUGCUUUUGUAAAUUCUAUGGGCAAAAAUAUUUCCUGCAUUGUUGAGUGAUUAAAAUGCAUUGCGUAUGAAAUAAUUGCUUAUAAAAUGGUUUUAAGUGAACACUUUCACUUCAGUCGGUGUUUUCCGUGACAGGAAGAACUUAAGAAAGGGGUAUUUAAAUGGUCAAGUUAAAUAGAAAAUGCUAAUUACUAUGUUACUCUCAGAUCAUCAGUGGCAUUUGUAUCCAUAACAGGGAAGGACAGCAUUGCUGCGCUACAGGCACAAGAUGUAAAGAAAACCUUUAAUAAUAUUUUAAAAUAUUGCAUUAAACUCACAUGCUUAA
Strigops habroptila (Kakapo) is the source of this 2183-nucleotide messenger RNA. RefSeq names its product cilia and flagella associated protein 97 (gene CFAP97). Lineage: Eukaryota; Metazoa; Chordata; Aves; Psittaciformes; Psittacidae. Bases 309 to 1808 code for a protein of 499 amino acids. The transcript is spliced from 6 exons. Gene Ontology annotation, biological process: spermatogenesis. The record is from RefSeq and is a predicted model, not a curated record.